Molecule: messenger RNA, 5227 nt
Organism: Rhineura floridana
Lineage: Eukaryota; Metazoa; Chordata; Lepidosauria; Squamata; Rhineuridae
Gene: RTN4
Product: reticulon 4
Exons: 9
Coding region: 543-4124 (1193 amino acids)
Biological process (GO): brain development; endoplasmic reticulum tubular network formation; neuron differentiation
Cellular component (GO): neuron projection; postsynaptic density
Source: RefSeq, a predicted model, not a curated record
CGCUUGCCCUUCCCUCUUGGCGCCGCGUCUGGUAGUAAACGGGGUGUGUGUGUUUGUCUGCUUCUUCAUCCCCUCUUCCUCUAAUUGGUAGCUCCCUCCCUUGUCCCUCUCUCAUUGGACUGUUGGGUUGUUCCUUUUCUUUCAAGGGGGGUGUUGUAAGGCAAAGAGCGAGGCGUGAGGUUUGGCUCAAGUUCUGCUCGCUCCUCGCAUUGCGCUUGCAAGUUGCGCGCACCAGGCGCUGCUGCUGCUGCUGUCGCCUUCUGUGACUCAACAGGGCGUGGAGGCGCUGGUGGUGCCGGCUCCCCUUUUUGCUCCCGCGGCAUCACACCGGCUCCUCCAGAGGCAGCUGCGCAGCCGCCCUCCCUCCUUUUUCUGCCUCCUCCUCUCUUCGCUCUUUUCCCUUCCCCCCACCUCGCCUUUAGUGUCCGACGGUGCGAGGCAAGCCUUCGGUCUCGCUCGCUCGCCCGCCCUUUUCUUCCUUCUUUUGCCCAGAAGUUGCUUCCUCUCAUUGUUCUUGCAAAACGGCAGAAGCCGAGCGAGCCAUGGACGACCCUGACCAAUCCCCCUUGGUUUCCUCUUCCUCCACCGGCACCCCGGGAGCAGGGGGCCAGGACCGGUGGAAGCCCCAGCAGCCCCUUUUCCAGUACCAGUUUGUGGCGGAGAACGAGGGCGAGCCCGAAGAGGAGGAGGACGACGACGAGGAGGACGACGACGACGAAGAAGUGGACGACGAGCGGCUGGAAGUGAGGGAGAGGAAGCCCGCCGCCGCCUCGGCUCCCUUCCCGGUGCCUGCCUCCGCCCCGCCUCUGGUGGACCUGGGCGAGCAGCCCCCCAGGCCCCCGCCUGCCCCCCAGCUGGCCUGGACCAGCCACUCCGCCGUCUCCUCCUCCUCCACCCCAUCCUCCUCUCCUUUCGCUCCGUCCGGCUUCGAGGUCUCCCCGCCUGAGGAGAAGGAAAAGGAGCCCCCGCGCAGCGCCCCGCUGCCGCCCCCGCCGGCGCCCCCACACCGAGAAGAGACCCGCGCCCCCGCCGUCCCUCCCCGCAGUGCCCCGCUGCCGCCCAAGAGAGAGGAGCCCCCCGCAGCCGCCAAGAAGGGCGCCGCCUCAGGCUCGCCUGAUGAGACCCUUUUUGCUCCUCCUGUUGCAUCUGAACCUCUGAUGCACUCUUCUGCAGACAAAGGUAUGGACUUGCAAGAACAGCUGGGUCGUGCAUGCUCAGCCAGCCAAGAAGAUUUCGCUGCAGUCCCGCUUGAUGCUACUGCUUCUCUUCCCUCUCUCUCUCCUCUCUCAGCCAAUCCUUUUAAAGAGUAUGCAGCCCUUGAUGCAAUAUCAGAUGGACUAUCUGCAAAAGGCAGUUACGGUCAAAUAGGAAGCAAGGCAUUUCAUGCAACUUCCAAAAAUGCCCGAAAUCCAUUCCUUGCAGAUGACUGCAGUGAUGGUUUAGAAUUGCAACAUUCAGAAGUGGUGCCUCCUUAUCCUGGGACAGGACCAUUCUUUUUAUCUCAGAUGAAGGAGCCAGUGGAUGCUAAAGUAAAGUCUGAUAUAGAAAAACUAUCCACAUACCAGCAGGACUCUUCUCCAGACUCUCCCGUUGAGUUAUUUGUGAAGCAUGAUGAAGAUGUAUCUCUUGAAGAUGAAAAGUAUGAUAUCAGCGAUCAUGACCAAAAAGUGGCUUUUUUAGACCAUUCUGCAAGGGAUGAAUAUGUGGAUUUCAAACCUUUUGAACCAUCAUGGGCUAGUAGUGAAAGCAGCAGUUUGAGAGAUGUAUCUAGAAAUCAGAUGGAUGGCAAAUCAGAAAGUGACAUAGAAAAGCAGGAUGGGGAGAAGGCUAAGACUCUGCCUGUACAAAAAGACUUUGAAAAAGAUAAUGAAAAACAGAAUGAAAGCAGCAAUGAAGAUAUUUCUUUCCCCAGCACUCCAGAAGCCUCAAAAGAAUUUUCAGAAGCUUAUAUUACUUGUGCCAAGUUUGAAUCAGCUGUGACAAUUGAGGGCAGUGCGGCCAAGUCUCUGGUAGAGAAACAGACUUCCGGAAAUAAAACAGAUGAGAAAAAGAUAGCAGAAAUGAAGGCCCAUUUUGGCACGGAGCCAAGCAUUAGCCACAUUGAAUCGGCCAGUGGCCAGAAGGAGAAAGCUGCUUCUGAUAAAGGUGAGAAUCUGCUGAAGUCUACUGAUGCUAUGGCCAAUAUGCCCGAAGGUCUUACUCCAGAUUUAGUGCAAGAAGCUUAUGAGAGUGAACUUCAUGAUGCAAUUAGCCCCAAACUUGCUUACGAAUCAAAGGUUGAUUUAGUUCAGAUGUCUGAGUCGCCACAAGAGCCUUUGAAAGCUGCUGUACAGCUCUGUCCAUCCUUUGAAGGGGAGCCUGAAACUGCUCCAUCCCCUGUUUUGCCAGAUAUUGUUAUGGAAGCACCAUUGAAUGCAAGCACCAUUGGGGCCGGUGGUCCUGCCAUGCAGCUUGGAACCUCCCCUUUGGGAACUUUUGCUGCUGCUGAUAAUUAUGAGAAUGACUAUGAGAAUGUAAUGCAGAAGUCUGAGGAGCCUCCGUCCUAUCAAGAGGCGAUGAAUGUACCCACAACCCAAAUGCAGGAAACCAAGGUCGAAGCUGUUGGUAAGGGACUUGACUCCAAGAAUGGUACUGCUGUAGAAGACUUGGAGAAUUCUUAUAUAUCCAUUGCAUGUGACUUAGUUAAAGAAACAAAGGCCUCUAAUGAAUCUGCUUCACCAGACGCUGCAGAUAAAUCCAAGGCAGUGAUCUCAGAAUGUGCUUCCCAACCUGUACCUGAAUAUACUGAGCAUCUUGAGAAAAUAUCUGGAAAAAUUGACUCAUUUGGUAGCCAGCAAGAAUCUGAUCUUGCUCAGAAAGAGCGAGAGGCUGUGAAAGAGAAAAUCAUUGUGGCUUCUGCCAAGUUUGUACCAAAGGAAGGUUGGGAGGAGGAGUUGCCACCUUCCUUUAGCAAGCCCUACUUGGAAUCCUUCCAGCCUCACCUGGAACCUUCCAAAGAUGCAUCCACAGUCUGGUCUCUGGAAGCAGAGCCUGCAGACCUGGCUAGGAAGGGAAAGGUGCCCAAGCUAGACAUGGAAGAACUACGUACUUGCACAAAUGAUUUCUCUGUUUCUAAGGAACCCAAAGCUGGAGACAAAAUUGCAGAAUCCUCUCCAGAGACCAAUGAUUUCCCUACUGUUCCUUAUCAAGCUGCCAAGUUGGUGAUGGAAGCUACAGGGAAAGAUGUGUUAAAGGAGAACGAAAGUAGAGUGUCUCAUGAUACAUUUGAAACUGAGGCAAGACAGCCUCCUUACCAAGUGGUAGCCCACGACCUGUCUUUAAAGAACGUACAUGUCAAAACCGAAGAGCAAGAUCUUGCCUUGGGAAAACCCUCUGUGAAAAUGGACAGGGAAGUGCCUGAAAUAGUUAAGGAGCCCUUGCCCCCAACUGUCAUUGCUCCUUUGCCUGCAGAGAAAAAGGUAAUCAAUGUAGGAAAGGAAGCUGAGAGAGGAGUCGCUUCUGUUAAAGAAAAGGAAAAAUCUCCCCCUAUGUUUUCAUCAAAGCUGAGUAAACCUUCAGUUGUUGACCUCCUUUACUGGCGAGAUGUGAAGAAGACUGGCGUGGUGUUCGGAGUCAGCUUGUUCCUGCUGCUUUCUUUAACGGUGUUCAGUAUCGUGAGUGUGGUUGCUUACAUUGCCUUGUUCCUCCUGUCAGUGAGCAUCAGUUUUAGGAUAUACAAGGGAGUUAUUCAGGCAAUCCAAAAGUCUGAUGAAGGCCACCCUUUUAGGGCUUACUUGGAUAAAGAUGUUGCUGUGUCUGAGGAACUUGUCCAGAAAUACAGCCAUAUGGCGCUUGGCCACAUCAACAGCACAGUUAAGGAGCUCAGACGCCUCUUCCUAGUGGAUGACUUGGUAGAUUCGCUAAAGUUUGCCGUGUUGAUGUGGGUGUUCACCUAUGUUGGUGCCUUGUUCAAUGGUCUGACGUUGCUGAUAUUGGCUCUGAUUUCACUCUUCAGUAUUCCUGUUAUUUAUGAAAAACACCAGGUUCAAAUUGACCAUUACCUGGGACUUGUGAACAAGAAUUUCAAAGAUGCAGCUGCAAAGAUCCAAGCUAAAAUCCCUGGGUUGAAGCGCAAAGCUGAAUGAAAAAACCUGAAGCAACUUUUAUUAAAAUAGUUCAUCUUUUAAGUGGGGAGGGGGAGGCAUAUUCAUUUGGAUUAUGUGGGGGAGGGUCAGGGAAUAGCAAAACCUUGACAUUGCAGUGCAAUUUCAGAGAUCUUUAUUUUUUAGCAAUGCAGUGUUUUUUUUGGGGGGGGGAAUAACCUGUUCUUGACUGCCAUGUGUGUUCAUCGUAAGUAUUGUAAGCUGCUAUGUAUGGAUUUAAACAUAAUCCUCUUUGCUUCUCCCAUGUGCAGCACUGGUUAACAUAACAGAUUGGAGAACUGUACAUUUUAUGCUUCGGCCAAGGUAGUCUUGCUGCAUUUGAAGGGAGCCGAAUGAAAGGAGAACACUUCAGUUUAGCACUGUCUCUGGUCUGUGUAGAUUGAUUGCAGAUUUUCUAAAAAUGAGAUGUUUAGAAGAAUAUGCCAUUAAAGCAAGCUUGAAAAGCCUUGCCCCUUUGGUAUCGAGUGUAGCUGUAUUGUGCUUUUUAAUUUUACUGUUUUAUCAAUUGCCAAUAUAUAAAUUAUAUAUAUAUAUAUAUAUAUAUAUAUAUAUAUAUAGUGUUUCACAGCAGCUUAGGAUGUUCAGCUCCUCCACAGUGCUUGAAAGAUCAGAGAAUGGAACUGUUUUUUAGCUCUAUGGUAUGUAAGCAUAAAUCUUCAGAAGACACUAGCAUAUAUUAAAUAAAGAAAAACCCACCUCUCUGCACAUUUCUGCCAUUCCCUUCAUUGCACAAACCUCCUAUAGUCUUUUUUGAGUAAAUAAGUUUACAGUCUCUCAAAGCUCUGAAUCUGUGGAAGGAAUUUCUGAAGGUGUGAUUCCCAAGAUCCUUGCAGGCAGAGCAAGGAAUACCUGGCAUGCUUGUUCUCCAAUGUGCUUGGAAUCCUCGGCAUAUGCACAUGGAUCAGUGGGUUACGCCGUGAUGCUGCAAAUGUCGUUUGGAAAUUUCAAACAUUGUUAAUGCAAGAAAUUACAAAUGAAAAAUGUAUACACUUGCGGUUUAAGCUGUAUUAAACUAAGUCUGUGGAAUGCAUUGUGAAAUGUAAAAACAAAACAAUUUGAGUAUCAAUAAAGCGUAUAGACUUAAA